AUGGCUCUGGGAAUCUCUAACAUACUGCACUGCCCCAAAUUGAGUUUCUCCCACAACAAUCUCCAUCCCAAAAUUUCAACCUCUCUCAGGUUUUCUCAGGCAGCACCAUGGAGUGAUAGAAAGAUGAUCCGUGCUGCUGCAUCUGCGGCAGGAAGCUCUAAUUCCGAUGGUGACUUUAAUCCUUAUGAGGUGCUAGGUGUAAGCCCUAUUGAAAAAUUUGACAUGGUCAAGGCAGCAUAUGCAAAAAAAAAGAAGGAGGCUGAGAUGAAGGGGGAUGAAGCAACUGCUUCCAGACUGGAAAAGGCAUACGACAAACUCAUGAUGGCUCAAUUGACUAAUCGGAAAAAGGGUGUAACUUUUGGAUCAUUUAAGGUUUCAAAGGAGAUCAAGUUUGCUGACAAGCAGCCAAUUCUACCUUGGGGGCCAAGGUUUACUAAAUCAAGUCAAAAUGACACACGCAUCAACUUGGCAAUAUCUGCUGUUUUUACAGCAUGGAUCCUUGUCAAGCGCAGUGCUGAAUAUAAACCUUUGCAGUUUUUAGCCUUUGCCUUUGUUUAUAGGCUUUUUGAGAAGUUAAAAGCCUUUGAAUCUCCUGUUACCCGCAUAUAUAAUGAAGAGGGUGAAGACACAGGAGAAGGAUUGCGCAUGGGAAAACGACUGCUCCGAUCACUGGCUUUGGUUUUUGGAUGUGUAGCUAUUUCAUCUUUGGCAUAUACAUUUAUUUUGAACAUAAUUGAGUUUGCAGGUGGUUUUAUUCCUGCUCUUCUGUACAACAAUCAGGAGUUGAUAAUCACUACUUCAUCGGCAGUCAUGCUUUAUAUCAUGGCAUCUUAUUAUAGAUAG
This is a messenger RNA of Sphenostylis stenocarpa, 843 nucleotides long. NCBI's taxonomy places the organism in Eukaryota, Viridiplantae, Streptophyta, Magnoliopsida, Fabales, Fabaceae. The record is from the annotation of a GenBank genome assembly.